AGUGCUUCCGUCUUAUCUUUAACAUCGAUAUAGGACAAUGAUCACACAAGAAUGAAGUAUAUUUCAGUAUUGUCACUACUCUACGUAUGGAUGCCAGAAACAACAUCUGGUCUGAAAUGCUUGCGCUGCUCUGACGUCACAGAACCAAGGCUUUGCGACAGGAUAGAGUAUUGCUCUGAUGGAGAGGUUUGUGCUGUACAGAUGUUCAGGGCCGACAAUGGUGAUACGGGUUACUGGACGGGCUGCCUACCUACGCAGCAAUGUACCAAAGUAAACAACAGGACGGUGAUAGAAGUGAACUCGAAACGAAGCCAGGUUACAGCUGGGGAGGUAGUGUGCAAGGACUGUUGCUCGUCUGAUAUCUGUAAUGCCUAUGGCUGUGGUUCUCCGGAAUAUCCACAUGUGCGUGGACCUAUUUGUUUUGAUUGUCAAAAUGUUCUACAUCCUGCCGACUGUCAUAAAAUAGUUCCCUGCAAUUCCGGAGAAAAAUGCUUUCUUCAAGAGAGAAUCCUAUUUGGACAGAGAUAUUAUACAUCAAAAUGCGAGAAAUCAACGAUGUGCCCCUCCCAUUUGACUGGGCCAGUAGUGGGGAGGAAGCGACAACUCUCGGACCUGUGCGCUCAUUGUUGUGAUGGGGACCUCUGUAACCUUAACUGUACAUCUGUAGUGACAUCCAGCUCCCAACCCACAACAUCUACUGUACCCCCCACUGCACCUUCACCAUCACCAGCACCGCCAUCUUUUGUUGCCUUCCACGUAAAAUCAAGUCACAAAGCAACACCGGGACCGAUGAUAUUUGAUCAUGAAAUUACCAACAUUGGCAAUGCAUACAAUAACAAAACAGGCGUGUUUACCGCUUCUGUUCCUGGCCUUUACGUUUUCUCUUGGACCAUUGAGACGUAUGGAGAAUUCACAGAGGCAGUUCUAGUAGCUAACAGUGUGCCUCAAGGGUCUGCCAAAGCGCAGGAAGCGGCAGGUUACUAUGAUACCACUACGUCAUUUGCCCUCCUAGAGUUACAAGCUAACGAUAAAGUUUAUGUUAACAUUACCCAGGGAAGACCUCUAGCAGAACACACCAUGUUUUCAGGAUGGAAAAUCAACCAAUCUGUUCCAACACCAGGGUUUUAUGCCUCUCUAACAACACAAAGCGGGCAUGAUAUUCUGUUUGACCAUGUGCACCUCAAUAAAGGCCUUGGUUACUCCAGGCUUACCGGAAGAUUUACCGCGCCUUACCCUGGUUUAUACGUGUUCAUGACGUCAGUAUUAACCUAUGGGGACUCCGCACUUACUGCUGAAUUUAAAUUAAGUCAUCAAACCAGACCUAAUAUCUAUUUGGACUCUUCUUCUGGUCUCUAUGAUGGCAGUGGAUAUAUGACGUUUGCUUGGUUAAAGGAACACGAGUACGUCUACAUUCGAUCAGAGAAGGUUUAUCCAUCAUCUAUGUUUGCUGGCUGGAUGGUAAUGAAUUCUACGAACGCUGUUCUAUCCUAUCCGGCAUUUAUGGCUAAACUAUACUCCAGCUCAAGGCGAUCUCCGAUCGUGUUUGAUCAAGUUUACCCGAACUAUUCUCAUGGAUACUCUACUAGCACAGGUGUCUUCACAGCUGACAGGAACGGUGUGUACAUCUUUCUCGUCAACAUUGAGGCCCAUAAAAUGACAACCGUAACAGCCAUUAAAGUGAAUGGGCAAGAGAAAACUGAAACGAGGUCGGACGGGCGACACGAAUCCUAUGACGACACAUGCGCCGUGUCAGUUCUACAGUUGAAUGAAAAUGACAGAGUAUCCGUAAAGCUUAAAUCUGGAACGGCAGAUGAGGGGCAGACGAUAUUCUUUGGAUUUUUGCUACAUGAAUCAUAGUCUUGAGUGUAUUUAAGAAGACGAUAAAUUAAACAACAAAUCUUCUUCUUUACUAAUAA
Molecule: messenger RNA, 1916 nt
Organism: Ostrea edulis (European flat oyster)
Lineage: Eukaryota; Metazoa; Mollusca; Bivalvia; Ostreida; Ostreidae
Exons: 11
Coding region: 52-1857 (601 amino acids)
Molecular function (GO): protein binding
Source: RefSeq, a predicted model, not a curated record